Messenger RNA from Porites lobata, 517 nucleotides. NCBI's taxonomy places the organism in Eukaryota, Metazoa, Cnidaria, Anthozoa, Scleractinia, Poritidae. The record is from the annotation of a GenBank genome assembly.
AGCAGCAGCAGUAGCAGCAGCAGCAGCAGCAGCAGCAGCAGUAGUAGUAGUAGUAGUAGUAGUAGUAGUAGUAGUAGUAGUAGUAGUAGUAGUAGUAGUAGUAGUAGUAGUAGUAGUAAUAGUAGUAGUAGUAGUAGUAAGUAAUAAAGUAAGUAAUAAAUUGCUUUAUUUGCAUGACCGCAUCAUUUUACAGUACAGUAGUAGUAGUAGUACUAGUAGUAGUAGUACUAGUAGUAGUAGUAGUAGUAGUAGUAGUAGUAGUAGUAGUGGUGGUAGUAGUAGUAGUGGUGGUGGUAGUGGUAGUAGUGGUGGUAGUAGUGGUGGUGGUGUGGUAGUGGUAGUAGUAGUGGUAGUAGUAGUAGUAGUAGUAGUAGUGGUAGUAGUAGUGGUAGUAGUAGUAGUAGUAGUAGUAGUAACAGUGGUAGUAGCAGUGGUGGUGGUAGUAGUGGUUGUAGUAGUAGUAGUAGUAGUAGUAAUAGUAGUAGUAGUAGUAGUAGUAGUAGUAGUAGUAGUAGUA